AUGCUUAACAUUGUAAUCCUCGAGUUUCAGAAGCAACCAAAGGAUUUGAUCAAGCCAAUUCAGCAUACAAUUAAUCUUCAACCUGUUGCCAGACACCGCAUAUCAAGGAGAGAUGAGGGAGCCUUGGUGGAGCGAAAAUCGCCUGGAAGACCGCGUAUCACGUCGAAUAACAUGGAUCGGACAUCGUCCGAGUUUCAAGAGAGGAUCCCCAGAGGAGUUCUACGGACAUUCAGAUGGUCGUGA
Messenger RNA from Caenorhabditis briggsae, 243 nucleotides. Lineage: Eukaryota; Metazoa; Nematoda; Chromadorea; Rhabditida; Rhabditidae. Bases 1 to 243 code for a protein of 80 amino acids. The transcript is spliced from 3 exons. The record is from RefSeq and is a predicted model, not a curated record.